Molecule: messenger RNA, 881 nt
Organism: Carica papaya (papaya)
Lineage: Eukaryota; Viridiplantae; Streptophyta; Magnoliopsida; Brassicales; Caricaceae
Source: RefSeq, a predicted model, not a curated record
UGAGGGAUCCAAUUACCACCUACUAAGUUACUCCAACUUAUGAUCCGAGGUGUAGCCUCAAACGCUUAAAGCAUUUCAUGACUAUGAACGGCAGUCCAGCAUCAUCAUGCAGUCGGUCAUGGUCCAUAAGUGAGGACUCGUUGAGAAGGUACGUGCACUUUGCCAGCGAAAGCUGCAUACAGGAAUUGUUGUCUGCCUCAGACUCCGACAGGUUUGGAGAUGGCAACGAUGUGUGGAAGGUGGUUACUCUUGACAAUGGAGUGGAGAUAUCAAAGCGCAGGUCUGGAUCCCUUUACACCUUUCGUAGUCGUAGGCUUCUCAGAUCAGUCUCGCCUCAGCAGUUCAUCACAGUUGCCAAUGCUAUAGAUGCUGCCAAGCAAUGGGAUUCUGACUUAGUGGAAGCCAGGUACUUAAAAGAUGUUGAUGAUAAUCUGAGCAUAAUCCGGCUGAGAUUCGGAGAUCAUUCGAAGCCAUUAUUCAGAAACAGGGAGUUCAUAGUUUACGAAAGGCGUGAAACCAUGGAAGAUGGCACCCUGGUAGUAGCAGUAGCUUCACUGCCAAAAGAGAUAGCAGCUGGAUUGCAGCCAAAGCAAAGCAAUUCAAUAAGAGGAUUAUUGCUGCAGUCAGGAUGGGUUGUGGAGAAACUUGAAGAUGACUCUUGUAUGGUCACUUAUGUUGUUCAGUUAGAUCCUGCUGGGUGGCUGCCCAAAUGCUUUGUGAACAGGCUGAAUACAAAGCUGGUUAUGAUCAUUGAAAAUCUUAGGAAACUAGCUCAGUCAUGUCCAACUGAGGCUGAUCAUACAUAAUUUCAUAUUUUUACAGACUGGGGUAAAAAGAAACUGAAGUUGCCACCUCUUAAUGAUAAUAUAUAUUUAUAUCAA